AUCCACAGACAGGAACAAGACUCGGGGUGAGCCUCCACGGAUCAGAGCCACGGAAAGUAGCUGGAGGCAGAGCUGGCCGGGCUCAUGAAUGGAGAUUUACCUGCUGGAAAGAUGGCUUCCUCCACCUGCCUGGUGGGCCCCAUCGACAGCCUGGAGCUCCUGGACCUCCUGUUUGAUCGACAGGAUGGAAUCCUGAGACAUGAAGAUCUGGGCGAGGACUGGGGCCACGCUGGAGACCAGCAGGUCCUGCCAGCCCCGGACUCUGAGGAAUUUCUCAAUUGUAUCUUGGGUUCUGGAGACUCGGUGCCAAGCUCUCCUCUCUGGUCUCCUGCGGACAGUGACAGCGGCAUCUCUGAAGAUCUGCCCUCCGACCCCCAGGACACCCCUCCACACAAUGUGCCCGCCGCCGCCCCGGCCGGCUGCCAUUUCUCGGAGUCUGGCAAGGGGCUCUGCCCCUCCUACCUUCCUGUCCCCCACAGCCCCAACAGGCCUCUUGGGCCAGCGGCCCAAGUGCUCGAGGCCUCCGUGGCUAUAGACCUGGAAAUGUGGAACCCGGGCCUCUACCCCGAGGAGCAGGCUGAGCUGGCAGUGUCGCCCCCAAGCUGCAACCUCACCGUGAAAGACCUCCUCCUCUCCGGCAGUGGAGACCUGCAACAGCAUGCCUUGGCCGCCCCCCACCUGCUGAGACCUGGGACUGGGCACUGCCAGGAACUAGUGCUGACCGAGGACGAGAAGAAACUGUUGGCCAAAGAAGGCAUCUCACUGCCCACCCAGCUGCCCCUCACCAAGUAUGAGGAGCGAGUCCUGAAAAAAAUCCGCCGGAAAAUCCGGAACAAACAGUCAGCCCAAGAAAGCCGUAAAAAGAAGAAGGAAUAUAUUGAUGGCCUGGAGACUCGGAUGUCGGCCUGCACUGCCCAGAACCAGGAGCUUCAGAGGAAGGUCUUGCAUCUCGAGAAGCAGAACCAGUCCCUGUUGGAGCAGCUGAAGAAACUCCAGGCCAUUGUAGUCCAGUCCACCAGCAAGUCAGCCCAGGCAGGCACCUGCAUAGCGGUCCUGCUGCUCUCUUUUGCCCUCAUCGUCCUCCCCUCCAUCAGCCCUUUUGCCCUCAACAAAGCCGAGAGCCCUGGAGACUUCACACCGGUGCGAGUCUUCUCCAGAACUUUGCACAACGACGCCGCUUCCCGCGUGGCCCCCGACACCACGCCAGGUUCCGAGGCCCCAGGACCUCAGGCCGAGGCUGGCGCGCCUCAGGGAGGGUCUCCACGCAGCCCCAGGGUGCACUGGAAAUCCCAGGACAUGCUGGCUCUGGAAAACUCGACGGAGGAGCUGAACAAGUCGACCCUGGUCCAGGGCAACUGGGCAGAGGAGCGGAGCCAGGCCACCCUGCUGGACUGGGCCUCAUCUGAGCCGGCACUCAGCCCAGGUCUGGUGGGGCUGGAGGCGGUGGGGGAGGAGCUGUGAGUGCCACCCGGAUGUGACUCUGGCCCCUCUGCUCAGGGGCCCUGUGGUGGGCGCUGCCGGGGAGGCAGGGGUUGGAGGUGAGAGAGGCCCCUGUGGAGAUGCCAGGAUGGAGAUGCACAAACUCACAGCUACAUACCCAGGGACCCAGACACAGGAGCAGAAACUGAUGCUCAGACCCAGGGCAACCCAGAGGCCACAAAGCCUGAGAAAUACACAGACCCAGGCACAGAUGGACCAGCAGAUCCACAGUGAUCCACAGACCCUGACAGACAUAAACACACAACGUGCCUCAACAGUUGCGCUGCCUGGGGACUCCUCCCCUCCCUCACACACAGGGAGGAGGAAGUGACUGAGACUGCGGAGGGCCUGGCCCCUAAGCCGUGGCUGGGCUCUGAACUUGGGAUGGCCAUGGCCACCCCCCACCUUCUCCGACUGCCGUGAUCCUUAAUAAAAUAUUGUGACAGAA
Messenger RNA from Myotis davidii, 1927 nucleotides. RefSeq names its product cAMP responsive element binding protein 3-like 3 (gene CREB3L3). Lineage: Eukaryota; Metazoa; Chordata; Mammalia; Chiroptera; Vespertilionidae. Gene Ontology annotation, cellular component: nucleus. The transcript has 10 exons. Gene Ontology annotation, biological process: regulation of transcription by RNA polymerase II. Bases 85 to 1461 code for a protein of 458 amino acids. The record is from RefSeq and is a predicted model, not a curated record. Gene Ontology annotation, molecular function: DNA-binding transcription factor activity, RNA polymerase II-specific; RNA polymerase II cis-regulatory region sequence-specific DNA binding.